Messenger RNA from Quercus lobata, 2521 nucleotides. Its product is annotated as Pentatricopeptide repeat (PPR-like) superfamily protein. The transcript has a single exon. Bases 132 to 2036 code for a protein of 634 amino acids. Gene Ontology annotation, biological process: RNA modification. Gene Ontology annotation, molecular function: protein binding; RNA binding. The record is from RefSeq and is a predicted model, not a curated record. NCBI's taxonomy places the organism in Eukaryota, Viridiplantae, Streptophyta, Magnoliopsida, Fagales, Fagaceae.
UCAAAUGCGAUAUGUUUUUGAAAUAAGGCGGGCAACUUCAACCACCAACUUCCCCAACGUUAAAUGUUCAAAAAACAGUUCCUUCAGUUUUCCUCACUCUACUCUUCUCACUUCUCAAUAGUGAUAUUUUGAUGAAGCUCUUCUUCUUCUUCUUCUUCAAGCGCCACUGCAGCUCUCUCACCCUCAAUCUCCAAAAUCCCAAAACCCCAUCUACCAAACAAUCCCAAAUCCUCUCUCUCUGCAAGCUCGGCUCACUCUCCGAUGCGCUUCGACUCCUAAACUCCACUAUUUCCGCCGAUAUUGCCGUCAAACCUAUUGUAUUUGCUGCACUCUUGCAAACUUGUAUCAAAGUCGUUUCUUUCAAUCAUGGCCUUCAAAUCCAUGCCCAUGUUGUUAAGUCCGGUCUUGAGACUGACCGUUUCGUCGGGAAUAGCUUACUUUCUCUUUAUUUUAAAUUGGGUCGUGAUUUUUCGCAGACCCGGAGAGUGUUUGAUGGUCUUUUUAUUAAGGACGUGAUAUCUUGGACCUCGAUGAUUUCGGGGUAUGUUCGGUCGGGGAAGCCUAGGAAUUCUCUUGAGUUGUUUUGGGAAAUGUUGGCAUUUGGGAUUGAGCCAAAUGGGUUCACUUUAUCUGCGGUGAUCAAGGCGUGUUCAGAGCUUGGGGAUUUAAGGCUAGGUUGGUGCUUUCAUGGGGUGGUUAUGAGACAUGGGUUCGAUUCGAAUCAUGUUAUUUCUAGUGCUUUGAUUGACAUGUAUGGUAGGAAUUAUGAGUCCGGGGAUGCACGCCAGUUGUUUGAUGAGUUGCCUGAACCGGAUGCUAUUUGUUGGACAUCGGUCAUUUCAGCAUUCACAAGGAAUGGUUUGUUUGAGGAAGCUUUGGGAUUCUUUUAUGUGAUGCAAAGAAAUCAUGGGUUGAUCCCAGAUGAAUUUACAUUGGGGACAGUGUUGGCUGCUUGUGGUAAUUUAGGUAGGUUGAAGCAAGGUAAAGAAGUGCAUGCUAAGGUUGUCACUUCUGGACUUCGUGGAAAUGUGGUUGUUGAGAGCAGCCUUUUAGAUAUGUAUGGAAAAUGUGGGUCAGUAGAUGAAUCUCGGCGUGUUUUUGAUAGGAUGCCCAGAAGGAAUUCAGUUUCUUGGUCUGCAUUGCUUGGAGUAUACUGUCAAAAUGGAGACUUUGAAUCUGUUAUUGAACUAUUUAGAGAAAUGGAGGAGGCUGAUCUGUACUGUUUUGGAACUGUUCUUCGUGCAUGUGCAGGUUUGGCAGCAGUAAGACAAGGGAAAGAAGUUCAUUGCCAGUAUGUGAAAAGGGGUGGUUGGAGGGAUGUAAUUGUAGAAUCAGCUUUAGUUUGUCUUUAUGCAAAAUGUGGUUGUGUUAGUUUUGCUUAUACAAUUUUCAUGCAAAUGCAAGUUAGAAAUUUGAUAACUUGGAACUCAAUGAUUUGCGGGUUUGCUCAAAAUGGAAAAGGUGAAGAAGCUCUUGGAAUAUUUGAUGAGAUGAUUAAGGAGGGGAUAAAGCCUGAUUAUAUUACUUUUAUCGGGGUUAUUUUUGCUUGUAGUCAUACAGGCUUGGUUGAUCAAGGACGAAAAUACUUUAUCUCAAUGACAAAGGACUAUGGAAUUAAAGCUGGAACAGAGCAUUAUAACUGCAUGGUUGAUCUUCUAGGCCGUGCUGGGCUACUUGAAGAAGCUGAAAAUUUGAUAGAAAAUGCAGAUUGUAAAAGUGAUUCAUCACUUUGGGCAGUUCUUCUUGGUGCUUGCACCACCUGUACAAACUCAAUUACUGCAGAGCGAAUUGCUAAGAAGAUGAUGGAAUUGGAACCUGACUACCACUUGAGUUAUGUUCUUUUGGCUAAUGUUUAUAGAGCAGUUGGACGAUGGAAUGAUGCCUUGGAAAUUAGGAGGUUGAUGGAAAAUAGAGGGGUUAAAAAGAUGCCAGGUAGGAGCUGGAUUGAAAGUAAUAGAAACUUUGGUUCUCAUCUUGACAUGGGUAGUUUUGUUGUUCCUGGAAAAAGUAGUACUAGUGUGGAGAAUAUUGUGUGAUGAGAAGAAAAAUGGGGAUUUAAAUUACACAUUUGAGGCUGAUGAACAGAGUUGGUCAAACAGUUGGAAUUGUCCUUGCAUUAUCCCUCCCAAAAGAUACAGACGUGAAGCAUAAAUCUUAAUAACCAUGGAUGCAAUGCAAUUGCAGACCUCACACUAGCUACCAGCAGGGAGAGCCACAGUUGAAUGUUCAUCUUUGGGCAUUAUGAGAAGGUGGUUAAUCUCUUUUUUUACCUGAAUGGUUUAGUGGACCCUUGAGAUAAUAUUGCAUAGGUUCUACUAUUAGAUCAAUCGGUAAGAUCUUGUUAUGGCAUUAGUGGGAGGACAAGACACAUAUGAUCCAAUUACACGCAUCUCAAACUACAUCAAACUGAAUCAUUCAAUUUUGUUAUUGUAAAUUGAUUUCUUGUUUUCUGUUAUUGUUAUUGACCCCCCCUGCCUCUUUUUCUUUAUUGCAUAUGAGUUAAAAUGAAUCCAUAUGAAUC